AAGACACGCAGCCGCAGGACAUGACAGUCGAGUCACCCAGCGUACUGCGCAUCCCCAGGGCUAAUAACGUCUGCCUAUAUAUUUUCUGACUCGCACAAUCUCUCUGACUCUAAUCUAACACGAUGAACUAUCGGAUCGGCACUCCUGCCUCUUCAUCCCAUCACAGGUCGUGGGCUGUGCACAGCGCACAAUCUGGCUCCAGUGGCCAAGCCUUCCAAGGCCACUGGUCUGCGCUCCCGGGUUCAUCCACAUCUCCGUCCGCGAUCCCAAACGCACCACUUCUCCAUCCAGUUUCACUCCCACACCCCAAUGCAGCCUCGCAUCAAUCCCCUAUGUCAUACCAACAUUCUUCUACAUCCCACUCUUCAUUCAUAGUCUUGCACUCACUCUUGAGUUAUGGUCCGAAUUUGAGAUUUAACAUCACACAAGACCUUGCACAUGUGCAACUGCGACCGGGCUGUUCACCUACCAUGCUUCAGGAGCUUGCGGUGCAACCGCCAGUCUCUCAUAUGAUCAUUACCAUUCCUGAGCUUUGCGCUUGGACGAUAGAGGUUGUGAACCCUCGGGGUAUCACUGUGAACAACGUCCUUGCGAUGAUACGUGAAACGCUCAACCGGAGUGUUGCUUCGCAUGAGAUGCAAAGAUCUUCUCGGGCGGUCAAUGCUGCUAUUGAUUCUUUCAGGGCGAGGUCCCGCGCUGACCCGCGCGAACAUGCGCAGGGCGUGAAACGCGUUGACUUUUUAGGCCCCAAAGUUUUCUUUGCAGGGCUCGCCAGAGCUCGAGAUGGGUCGGACAGCUGGGAAAUCCACUUUGCCCAGAAUGUUUGAUCCUCGCCGAGCGCGGGUUGCAUAGGCUAUUCCUUAUCUUUCGGCAUAUUGCAGCUGGGUAUAUCCAGUUCAGUUCGAAUGGAUUUUGGUCGGAUCUCGUUACUCAACUUGCACUGCCCGCUCUAACUUUACUUGGCAAUUUGCCGUCACCGCUCUCUUCUUUGCAUCUAUAUUCGACAGCCCCUAAUUUGUUUUUAUCGCUAUCUUUGCUCUA
This is a messenger RNA of Suillus discolor, 1041 nucleotides long. RefSeq lists its product as uncharacterized. Bases 123 to 827 code for a protein of 234 amino acids. The record is from RefSeq and is a predicted model, not a curated record. NCBI's taxonomy places the organism in Eukaryota, Fungi, Basidiomycota, Agaricomycetes, Boletales, Suillaceae. The transcript has 2 exons.